ACAAUAUUAAGUGAAGGCGUUAGAGGAGCGUUACCCUUGAGGUGGCAGCCGGUAGCUUGCAGUCAGCGCGCGUCUGCCUUCCUAACCCCUCGCGUCGUAUAAAGGCCUCCUAUAGUCUUCCAUGCCCAGUUCCGAGCGAUGCGACACCGGUGGAAGCACGUCGCACUUCAAACACCCCGUAUACCGUAGUGCCUAGGAUUUUUAGACUCUGUGUUGAAAUGGAUACCCAACCCGAACUUCAGGAGCUGCUGCAGAAGACGAGACCGACAAUUAUACCAAUACAAGGACUCAGUAAGGACAAACCGAAGGCUCCGGAACAUGAUGACGGAGAACAAGACGUCGUGUCCAAGAUCAUCGGGGACUAUGGGCCUUGGCAGCUGAUGAUCACCUUCCUGCUCUCACUCUUCUCUUUCCCCUGCACAUUCCACAUUUACCUGCCUACUUUUACGGCUACACAAACGAAGUUUUGGUGCGCAAGGCCGGAAAACUUAUCAAGUGUACCUCUUGACAUAUGGCUCAACUACAGCCAGCCUACCGAUGCCUGCCACGUCCGUGCGAUACCAUCCUACGUCACUGUGGAAGAUAUUAUGAACUACACAGCGCCUCUGACGUCACUAGUAAAGUGCACAGAAUGGGAGUUCGACAGAUCUGACGUUGGCAACACCAUCAUAUCAGAAUGGAGUUUGGUAUGCGAUCGAUCGGGACUCACAAAUUUGGCGGAAGUUGUGUUCCUUGUUGGAAUCGGUGUGGGAGGUGUCGUUGGUGGCUGGAUAUCUGAUAAGUUUGGACGAAAGAGGAUACUUAUCAGUAUGAUCGUAGCGCAGAGCGCGCUCGCCAUACUCUCUCUGCUAGUCAACACGUACGUCCAGUACGUGGGAGUGCGUUUGGUGAUGGGUCUGGUCUCCGUAUCCGUGGUAUACGCCGCCUUCGUGUUGAGUGUGGAGCUGGUGGGCGGGAAGUGGGUCACCAUUGCGGGCGUCUGCAAUUUCUUCCCGCUCCCGCUUGCUUAUGUCAUCGUGUCCCUAGUCUCGCUGGUGCUGCCAAACUGGAGGGAUUUGCAGCUAGCACUGUCGAUACCCGGAUGUUUCCUGAUAUUCUUAGGACUUGUCCUCCCCGAAUCUCCACGAUGGUUACUAAGCAUGGGCAGGACACAGGAAGCCAAAGUAAUAUUGGAAAAGGUCGCCAGAUUCAACAAGAGAGACACGACGGAAAUUGACAAGCUACUGAGCACUCAGCAAAAAGAAAACUCGAACGGAAAUUCGAACGUUGUGAUGCUGUUCAAAGGGUAUCUCUUCAAACGCACCACAUGCUUAUUCCUUGCCUGGUUCUCCAUGACAAUUGCCUACUAUGGCCUUCUACUGAACAUUGGCAAUUUCAAUCUGGGAAACUUACAUUUAACAUCAAUCAUAUUAGCGCUGGUUGAGAUCCCGGCGAUCGCUCUAAGCAUACCGAUCCUUCUGAAGGCUGGCAGACGGAUACCUAUAUUUAUCACCAUGAUGGUGUGCGGUCUGUCUUGCGUCGCGAGCGAGCUGUUCUCCAUUUCGUUCGAGGAUGAUUGGAUAAUGAUCAUAUGUUUGAUGGUCGGGAAAUUUGCUAUCGGAGCCACGAAUAUGAUGCUACCGAUAUUCACGGCGGAGCUGUACCCCACGUUGCUAAGGAACCUCGGAGUCGGGGCCAGUCAGCUGGCAGCGGGCCUGGCGCUGAUGUGUAUUCCAUAUUUGUGGAACUUGACAAAAAUAAAUCUACAUUUGCCGAUGGCGACGAUUGCCGUUCUAAGUGCGAUAGGCGGCGGCAUCAUAUUGCUACUGCCUGAUACAGUUGACCAUAAAACGCAAGCUCCGGAAAACACUUCAGCGUGUAACGGAACGUUUACCGCCACUGACGACAGAGGGCGCUAAACAGUGUGUGCCAAAGUGACAGUGACAUUUACAAGUGUACAUAGAACUACCCUCAGGAAUUACUUAGUACUAAGUUAUUCUAGUAUUUUUGAUAAAAUGUGUGAUACGUGUUUUGUUUUGAAAGAAAAUGGUUUAUUUAGUUUAAACAAAUGUAGUGUACCAUCGAAGACAUUGAUUCAUAGGCAGUAGACGGACCUACGUCAUAUUUU
Molecule: messenger RNA, 2107 nt
Organism: Aricia agestis (brown argus)
Lineage: Eukaryota; Metazoa; Arthropoda; Insecta; Lepidoptera; Lycaenidae
Product: organic cation transporter protein-like
Exons: 7
Coding region: 219-1898 (559 amino acids)
Biological process (GO): transmembrane transport
Cellular component (GO): membrane
Molecular function (GO): transmembrane transporter activity
Source: RefSeq, a predicted model, not a curated record